AGCCGCCCGGCCCAACAUGUCCCGGCCGCCGCAGCGGCUGCAGCGCCCGCGGGGCUCGCCGUGCCCUCCCGCCGCCUCGCCCUCACGGAGCGCGGAGUGUGCAACCUGGGAAAUGUUAUUGCAAUUCCAUUAACUUCAGGAAGUGUAUUCUGGAUGAAUUGACCAGGCCUCCUAUUCUAUGAAAGCAUCUCUCCUGCUGGUGACCAGGUUUCGUAGCAAGAGCAGACAGAGCUCAGCCUUCCACCAUGCCUGUGCCUCCCCCUCCCGCUCCCCCUCCACCCCCAACACUGGCCUUGGCAAACACUGAAAAGCCAUCCCUAAGCAGGUCAGAACAAGCAGGACGAAAUGCUCUGUUAUCUGAUAUUACCAAAGGAAAAAAGCUCAAGAAGACUGUUACUAAUGACAGAAGUGCCCCAAUUCUAGACAAACCCAAAGGACCUGGUGGAGGUGGCAGCGGUGGCUUUGGAGGAGGUGGUGGCGGCAGUGGCGGGGGUUUUGGUGGUGGCAGCGGUGGCGGUUUUGGUGGUGGUGGACCACCUGGCCUUGGAGGCCUUUUUCAAGCAGGAAUGCCAAAGCUCAGAUCUGCUGCAAGUCGAGAUGCUGACCCCGGGGGAGGCCGCCCGCCCGCCCUGCCUCCCGGAGGCCGCUCCGCCGCCGCCGCCAAGCCGUUCUCGCCGCCGAGCGGCCCGCCGCGCUUCCCGGGGCCGCCGUCGGGGCCAAGGACCGCCGCCCCCGACCCGCAGAGGAGCCGCCUGCCGCCGCCCAGACCCGACGCCGGCUCCAAGCCCGAGGCGGCGCCGCCGCCGGUGCCCAGCACGCCCCGGCCCAUCGCCUCCAGCCUGCACAACCGGGGGUCGCCGCCGGUGCCGGGCGUGACCCGGCAGCCCAGCCUGGGGCCCUCGCCCCCGCCGUUCCCGGGCAGCCGGGGCGCGGGGUCGGCCGGGCCGCUCCGGCACCCGGACCCGGGGCGACGCCCCCUUCCGGGCCGGCCGCCGCUGCCGCCCACCCCGGGCCGGCCGGCGGAGGACAAGCCGCCGCCGCCGCCCCCCGCCGGGCACCGGCCGACCGCCGUCCGGGAGGGGCCGCUGCCCCCGCCGCCGCCACAGAACAGCAAGCCGCCCGUGCCUGGCCCCCGGCCCGCCCUCGGCGCCCCUGCGCCCCCGCCGCCGCCCCGCCGGCCGGGGCCGCCCCCCGUCCCGCCCGCCCCCUCCGGCGGCGACGAGAUGCCGCGGCUGCCGCAGAGGAACAUCUCGCUGGGGUCGUGCCCGGCGCCCGGCGGGGGCCGCUCCGGACCGCUGCCCCCGCCGCCCAGCGAGAGGCCACCGCCGCCCGUCAGGGACCCGCCCGGCCGCUCAGGCCCCCUCCCACCACCUCCUCCCAUAAGCAGGAAUGGAAGCACUUCAAGGGCUUUGCCUGCUGCUCCCCAGCUGCCUUCCCGGGCAGGGCUGGACAGCCCGAGAGGUGGGCCCCGACCUCCGCUUCCCCCCGACCGGCCGGGCUCGGCAGCACCGCCACCUCCACCUUCAUCAGCUGUCAGAAAUGGCUUCCAGGAUCCAGGUGAUGAUGAAUGGGAAAGCAGAUUUUCUUUUCAUCCUCUAUCCGAUUUGCCACCUCCAGAGCCAUAUGUACCCAUGAACAGAAGUUAUCCCAGUAAACUAGCAAGAAAUGAAAGUAGAGGUGGCUCUGUCCGAAAAGAAAGAGGUGCACCCCCGCUCCCACCUAUACCAAGGUGAAAUGGGUUCUGGCCCAUCUUUGGGCAACAUCUGUUUUCAAGUUUCCUUCAAGUCAGCUCUCCUGUCCACAUCAUUGGAAAGUUGCCUGUCUUGAUUUAUUUCCACUUUUGGCUUGUCAGCUGGAACAAACUUCAGCCUCUAUUACAGAAGUAAUAGAUGCGGCUUAGGAACUAUAGUUGCUCAAAGCUAUGAAUUUUAUUUGCUUAUACUGCAGGCGUUUUGUGGACCAUACACAACAUACGUGCACCAUGCUCACUGUGUCCAACCCUGGCCCCUGGAGAGCUCCAUGGGAGGUCUGGCUUUGAAUUUGAUAGAGCUUAAACAAAGCUGUUUCAUUUACUUUGGGUACAGUGGCUGUAUUAUUUGAAUCAUAAAGUAUUUUAUGUUUAGAAAAACAGUUGCUGGGGAAAAACGUGUAACCAAGAGUCCCUUGGAUCCUUCUUUGCAUGCCUAACUUGGCCCAUCUGCUUCUGCAGGCCAUAGACCUACUACAUGGUGACCAAGAGUUCAUCCUUAACUUUUUCACUUCAGCUUAGCCAAGGAAAUCUUAAACAAUAUGAAGCACAUCUUGCCUCAAGAAUGAAGUGUAUCUGGCCUUGUUUUCAUCUGUAGAGAAUCUUCCAAAGAAAAACACAAGUGAAGAAUUCAUCAGCAUAAAAUAUAUAUAUCUAAUGGGGUUUUUUUAAUCCCUCUUUCCUAGUUUUUCAAUAGUGUUAUGCUUCCAGUGGCCGAAUUCUUUCCUACUCUGAUGUGGACCAAACCAGAGCCAUCCGUGCCCUGGAUUACUGUAAUACCCUCUGCCUGAUGCUGCAUGCAAAGAGUCCUCAGAAAGUAGUCCUCCUUCAUCCAGCAUCACUAACACCAGCACCCCACAGACUGCUUUCCAGUUGUUUCUUUGGUACAAUUAAAUGGUGGGUUUUGACUUAAGAAGCUUCCUGGGGCUUAGGUCACAAGUCUCAGAGAGGUUGUGUUUGGCUUGCAUUACGGCAGAGCAGCUGAGGUCAAAAAUGUGAAAGCCCUUUGGUGUAGUGAAGGGAACCUGGGGUUUGUGCAUUCAAGUGGAAGCAUCCAAAAUUUGCUGUCUCCACCGGUUCAAGAGAAAUGGGAAGAUAUGGUCUUCUGAGUUUGCCAUGAAGCCUGUACUUUUAAACUUUGUUGAGAGGAUUCUCCACAGAAAGCUGCAAUGCUUACAUUAAUAGAAGAGAGAGCGAAGUAUUCUAACAUUGUGACAAGUGGUUAAUAUGUUUAAUGGCUUUUGUAUUUUGUAUAUGAGGAAGAGUUCAUUGUACGACUGAAUUUUACAAGUGGAUCUAAACACAUAUAAAAUGCCUUUGGAAAUUAGGGGAAGAUUAUAAUUCUGGAUUUGAAAUAUUGCUGAAUGACAUAUUGCUCUUUGUUAAUUGGACCUCCAAAGGUUAGCUCUGAAAAAUUUCUCCUAAGCCUCAGUAUGCUUCUUCAAAGUGCUCCUUGGGAUCUCUACCAAGCCUGUGUCAGCAGCCAUGCUUCCCUGGGUGUUGCUCAAGAAAACCCAAAACCCAUAAAAACUAGUCAUGCAGGUUAAGAAAAUGUUUCUCUGGCAUGGGAGAUGUGAUCCUAAGUACAUUCUGCAGCUAGAAUGAGGUCAGUCCUUGAAAACCUAGAGAAUUUAGCCAGAGAGUCUGGACCCCACUGCAUUGUCUAUGCAUAGGGCUUUUUGCUCUGUUUGUGAGCGUGGAGGGGCAGAUCCCCUUUCUGCCUGACAGCCUGGCCAGACACAUUGAAGGGCAUGAGGCAGAGUUGGAUUUGGCCAGAUCAAAUUUAAUUUGUUCUUUCCAGUGUUUGUUUACAAAAUCUUGUUAGCUGUGAUAGAUUAUGUACCUGUUUUUUACAUUUUUAUAUCUAAUGACCUAUUUUAAGUUACUGUUUAUGGUCCUGAACCUGCAAUUAAAUGCGCAGGCGCAGGGAUGUAUCUACAUCUAAUUGCAGGAUCGUGGCUGUAAGAGUUUCUCAAACAGAUACUGGUGGGACCUCCAUGUGACAGGUGCACCUUGGGAUCAAACCUAGCGCAAUAUUGAAUUUGUAUAUGUAUUUUAUGAAUGUCCCUUAAACAAAGUGCCUGUUUCUUUGGGAUAUUAUUAUGUGAAUAGAAGUCCAAAUAAGAUUUUUAGGAUAAUAACUUAAAAGAUAAAUUAUUGUAUUCACAUUUUUAAACUGAAGCACUUAAAACUUUCUAAGGGAUAACAUUUUGAAUUUAAGAAUACAGUAUUUUUAAUAUCUUGACCUGCCAAAUCUUUAUUAAUACCCAAAUAGCUAUGCAGCCAAAAAAACCCCUCAACCCUCCAGAAACUGUACCUUUUUUGAAACUUAUCUGCUUCCAACAUGACUGUUUUAUUUUGAUAAGUCAAUGAAAAUGCUGCCCAUUGUUCUGCCAACUCUCUGUAUCAUUCAAAUAUAUUAUAUUUGAUCUUUCAGCAAGGUUUUCUGACCAGAAACCUGGACCACUACCAAAGGCUUGGAAAACCAACUUCAGUUUCACUUUAAAAUGUGUAUGUAAAAGGCCCUCAGUUAACAAGCCAAGAAACCUGAGCUGCCUAGGUUUUAGCGAUUCUUUUUACUCUAGAAAUCUCUUCAGAAUGAAUGUCUGGCAUACAUGUAAAAUAGCUUAACACUGCAGAAAGAGGCAUUUCUGUUCGCCUAACAACAACUUUUCUAUUUAUAUCUUAUGCUAUAGAUGUCCCUAGAUAUAUUCCAGAACAAUGCAGCAUUUUAUCAUUCAAUAUAUUGCUUCAUAUAUCAGUAGCUAUUUACGAUAUGAUCGGUAUUAAAAUAUUUAUUUCACUAUGAAGUGUUAAAAAAGAAUAAUACGAAACAGAUUGAAUCAAUGGUGCCUUACGACUUUUUUAGUCAACUUUUCUGUGUCUCACUAGAAAAAUGAACAGACGUUGCUCUUCCAAGUCCUGACAGAAAUGGUGCCAACAGUAGCGUUCUACAGUGUUUGAGCCAAGCACUGCUGUUACAUGCCCAGUCGUCUCACUUCAGGUGGAGCUCAGUGUGUAGGUGAGGUCUAUGUGGGCACUGAUUAGCUUCACAAUCAGUUGUUGGUAUUGCUCUGAAAGUUUAACUCUUUCGCAAAACCAGUGUCUGAGGCUGCUGUCCACACAGCCCAGCUGACUUCAGUGUGGUUGCAUAGGUUGUUACAGGACUAAAUUUAAUUCACUGCUUGCAUGUAAGAUUUGCUGGGUUUGUUUCAAUGGCACUGCAUUAUAAACCUUCACACCUCAAACUAUCCUGUUACAUUAUCACUAAGACUCAUAUUGUGUUACAAUGGCCACAGAUGUUCAUUUUUGUUUAAUUCAACUCAGUAAAUAAAAUGAGAAUAACUUUUAUACCAUGUGAAAAUGAUUUCUCCUCUAUAUUUUUGGAAGAAAAGCAUGUUAUGUUUCUGCACCAACCAGUGGGAGAAGAGGUCACAGUGAUUAAUAUUCAAGUUGUUAAAGGAAAUGAAGCUUGUGAUUCAGGAAGCAUAUAUUUCUGUAAAUGAAAAAAAUAAGGUCGGAAAGUUCUUGUUUAGAAGCCAGCAUUUCCCAACACUAAAAGAAUCAUAAGAAUUAUUUUUUUUUUCUGCAAGACUGAAUUGUUAAAGAAGUUCCUUAAAUUGCCACUUAAAAAACUGGACAGUAGUUACUCCUUCCAGCAACAACUGUUUACAUGACUCUUAUAGAAGUAGAUCUGCCUUGGAACAGAGAAUGAAGGAACUAAACUGCUAUCAUGCUUUACAUAUAUUGUAACAACAAUUUUCUGUGCAGAUGUAUGGAAAUAGAAAGGGUACUUUUUGCCUUGGAAGCAAAGAAUGAAAUUGAAUGAUCAAACUGAGAUUAUUUGAAGCAGAAUGUCAAAUGUUGAGAGACCUAGAGAGGGCCCCUCAGACACAGGAGGCUGGAAAAGAGAAGAUUGGUCUGAGAAAUUAAAAACAAUUGGCUGAAUGUUGUUACCAAUUCUAGAGUAAAAAUUACAGUGUAAAAUGUGCAUGUAUGUAGUACCACAUCACGAUAGUGUGAAUACCCUGUCUCACAGCCAGGUGCAAACAACUUAUUAUGGCGGUACAUUAACUCUGUGUAACAUAUAUUGUAUGAACUUUAAUCUUUCAAACAGUAUUCCCCAGAAAAUAAGGAGAAUCUCUCACCUAAGGUAUCCAGAAGCACAUUAAGUUAAGUUCAUGGAAUGCUUCUUCGUGUACAUCGGGAGAAAACAGGGAUCUUGUAGCCUGUAAGAUGGAUGUGACUGGACCAUUCAGUUAAAAUGUAAACCUGGAGCAUUGGCAAAAAGGGGAGUGUUGGAGUAACUCAGCCAGAAGCAGGGCACAUGUAUAUGGUCUCAGUGAGUGAGUAUGCAGCAGGUAGGUAUGCAGACUAAAAGAGAAAAAUGGAAACCGCAUGUCUUACGAAAGGGAGUAGCCCUUCAGUAUGCUGCCAUUUUGAAAUACAGUUUGUCUGUGAUAAAUGUUCUUUAGUGUAAACUAAUGCAUGCAGAGGAAGACAUAUAAAUUUGGACUUCCAAAGCCACACAAGAGAGAGAAAUGUAAAACAUAGGCUGAGCAGAAAGUAACAUGUUUUUAUCAGAUGCUUAAAGUUUGAGCUUUUUAUAAAAUAUUAGUCUAGUUCUGUGAAUUUUUUUUGCUUAACAUUUAUUUUGUAAGUGAUUUUGUUCUCCCUAUUUUUCUGUUCUAUACCAAAUAAAUUUUACUUUUAUUAUAAUUGGUGGUGCAGACUGUUACAUUGAGAAUAACCACAGUUGCUUCUUUGACAAAAGCACACAUUGGCUUUAACAGGACCAUAGCAGUGAGCCUUUCAGGAGCUGGUUGAGCUGUUCUCCUCCCCUCCUGCCUGCCAUUGCACAGCAGCACAGCCAUAAUGCUCAGAGGACUUUGGUCCUACAUACAAUGAAGAUUAGACACCUGCAGAUAAGGAGAAAUAAUGAGUUUACUUUAGGAUAAAGAAUGAUUGAAAAUCAGUGGUCAGUGAUGCUGUACUUGUAGGUGGCUGUUGGGUGAGCUGUGGGCAUUGGCUCUUGGCCAGGCAAGCUAGGCAGUUGCCAUGGGAAGAAGACAUGGAAAAUCACUCUAGUUAAUGUAGAUUUUUGUUCAUCGUGUCUCCAUUCACUGGGCAGAAAGCUGCCAGAGAAUGUCAAACAAAUAGAACCCUCCUUUAGACUGUGGAGA
Molecule: messenger RNA, 6930 nt
Organism: Myiozetetes cayanensis
Lineage: Eukaryota; Metazoa; Chordata; Aves; Passeriformes; Tyrannidae
Gene: WIPF1
Product: WAS/WASL interacting protein family member 1
Molecular function (GO): actin binding
Source: RefSeq, a predicted model, not a curated record